AUGGGUAUUGUUGACUAUUUCAGUCGACCGCGUGGUCUUCGUGCACAUGGUGCCGAUACCCCCACUAUGGAGACCCCAAAGGUCAUUGAGCCUACUGUUACAUCGAGUUUGGAGUCUUCGGGGGCAGCCACCCCUGCACACAUGCUGCCUUCUCCGGCUGGCAGUGAAGAUCCGUUUAUUCUUGAAAAGAUCCCUCAUCAAUUCGGUCGACUAGGUUCUUGGAGAGGGUGUUUGAUCUUGCUUGUCACUUCUGGCUCGCAGUUCCUGGACAAUGUUUUCAUGACCAGUGCCAAUAUUGCUUUAUCGUCGAUUCAGCAGGACUUCAAGGUCUCGGGCACUGACUUGCAAUGGAUGAUCUCUGCCUACACACUUUCUUUUGGUGGUUUCCUGUUGCUUGCUGGUGCUUUGUCUGACCGUUACGGGCGGAAGAAAAUCCUCUGUCUAGGUCUCGCCUGGCUCUCCAUCUGGACUCUGGCCAUUGGCUUUGGCCAAUCCUUUAUCCAACUUACGGUUUUCCGUGGAAUCCAAGGAAUUGGAGCUGCACUCACCGUCCCAUCUGCCAUUGGAAUCAUCAGUUCUUACUUCAGUGGCGUUGACCGUACCCGCGCUUUGUCUAUAUACGGAGCUUCUGGCACUCUCGGAUUCUGCACCGGUCUAAUCUUUGGAGGUUUCCUGACUUCCUCAUUGGGCUGGAGGUACAUCUUCUACCUGAUCGUCAUCAUCACCGGCUCUCUGGGAAUCCUAGGUUUCAUCGUGCUUCCUGCCGAUGUACCCUCCAAGCAGAAGCAUGAGCGAAUGGACUACAUUGGAGCAGUUAUGUCCACCGCUGGUCUGAUACUACUUCAGUUCGUCCUUUCAAGUGGUGGAACGUAUGGCUGGGACCAACCUUUCAUCAUAGUUCUUUUGAUUGUGGCUGUUGGUCUUCUCAUCGGAUUUACCAUCCUGGAAAAGUACAUCAGCAACCCAAUCAUGCCGCUCUCGCUAUGGAAGAUUCGCAAUUUCGCCGGUCUCUGGGUGAUUGGCUUCACUGGAUAUGGCACAUACCAGAACGUCAUCUACUACAUCGUGCUCAUCGCGCAGGAGGUCGACAAGCUCAAUGCCGGCGACACCGCUCUCCGCUUCUUGCCUAUGGGUGCGAUCGGCUUCAUUGUAUCUCUCGGCACUGGAAAAUUGCUUGAGUACAUGAAUGGAAAACAUCUUCUGAUCGCCGGACUGGUUCUGGCCGUCGUUGCACCCAUCUCUAGUGCUCUGACUUCGAGCCCUGAACAUAGCUUCUGGCUUAACGUUCUCCCCACCUCCUUGAUCAGUAUCUCAUCCGUAUCAUUCAUCUUCGUCACAACAAGCACGGUGGUCUUGACAAGUGUCCCUGUCGAGGUGAAGAGUUUGGCCGGUGGAAUGCUGAACACUGCAUUCCAAAUUGGCUCUGGUGUCGCAUUGGCUAUCUCGGCUGCUGUUACCGACGCCGUUGAUAUCCAAAAGGGUCACGGUCUCGCUGAACAGUACGGUACCGGGCUCUGGUGCUCUGUCGGACUUGCCGGCCUUGGCCUAAUUGUUGGUCUCAUUGCCGUGAGAGAAAAGGGCAUCGGACCCAAAGAUCGAAUGGGCGCCGGUCCCGUUGCCAUCUGA
Penicillium brevicompactum is the source of this 1626-nucleotide messenger RNA. RefSeq lists its product as uncharacterized. Gene Ontology annotation, cellular component: membrane. The coding region runs from base 1 to 1626 and encodes 541 amino acids. NCBI's taxonomy places the organism in Eukaryota, Fungi, Ascomycota, Eurotiomycetes, Eurotiales, Aspergillaceae. The transcript is spliced from 5 exons. Gene Ontology annotation, biological process: transmembrane transport. The record is from RefSeq and is a predicted model, not a curated record. Gene Ontology annotation, molecular function: transmembrane transporter activity.